Molecule: messenger RNA, 2588 nt
Organism: Ylistrum balloti
Lineage: Eukaryota; Metazoa; Mollusca; Bivalvia; Pectinida; Pectinidae
Exons: 5
Coding region: 46-2190 (714 amino acids)
Biological process (GO): protein phosphorylation; cell surface receptor signaling pathway; intracellular signal transduction
Cellular component (GO): cytoplasm; nucleus
Molecular function (GO): MAP kinase activity; ATP binding
Source: RefSeq, a predicted model, not a curated record
ACGACUCAGCUGCGACUCCGAACACUCGAGAAAAGGUUCUGCUAGAUGCAGCCGAGUUCAGAAAAGUCUACUCAACUCACCACGAAGGUAACUAUGGCUGACAGAUAUCCCUCCCAGCAAACUGCUGAAGAUGUAGACUUCUGUGUUGAUCCACGGUUUACUGAUCUACAGCGGAUUGGCUAUGGUGGGAAUGGUAUUAUAUAUUCUGCAACAGACAGUGAUUGUGAUAAAUCUGUUGCUAUCAAGAAGCUGUGUUUUAUCGACAAAAAAAGCUGUAAAUACGUGUUAAGAGAGAUAAGGAUAAUGCGACGUCUACAACAUGAAAAUAUAGUCACAGUCUACGAAAUACUGGGUCCGAAUGGAUUUGCUAUGGGCUGCCAUGGCAACAUCAAUGUAAAUGAAAUGAAGAAUAUUUAUGUCAUUCAAGAAUUACUUGAUAUAGAUCUCUACCAGCUUAUUCAGCAGGGUCAGAUGACAGAGGAGCAUGCUCGCCUGUUUCUGUAUCAGCUGUUACGAGGUCUCAAAUACAUACAUUCAGCAAAUGUUGUCCAUAGAGAUCUGAAGCCAGCCAAUCUUCUUAUCAACCUUGAUGAUAUGGUAUUAAAGAUAGCCGACUUUGGACUUGCCAGAGUGGUGGAUACAGAAUAUUCUCAUAAGGGUUUUCUGACAGAUGGUGUAGGAACAUGUUGGUAUCGAUCCCCAGAGCUGAUAGUGUCACCCAGAGACUACACCAAGGCUAUUGAUAUAUGGGGAGUUGGAUGUAUCUUUGCUGAGAUGUUGUCAUGUAAACCACUAUUCCCUGGAGCCAAUGAAAUGGAUCAGAUGGGGCAGAUAAUUGAUGCACUCUCUCUUAAUGACAAUGAGUGGAAUGUACUUACACAAGUUCUGCCAGGAUCAGUGCUCCGUCAGCGGUCAAAGGCUCCAAAACACUCUCUCAAAUCUAAUUUCAAAGAUUUUAGUUCUGAUGCUGUUGAUCUACUGGAGAAACUGCUGGUGUUCUGUCCUGGUCAAAGAGUCAUGGCAGAAGAAGCUCUAGCUCAUCCUUAUCUCCAAAAGUACAGUUGUCCAGAGGAUGAACCGAUUGUCAUCAAGUCCUUUCAUAUAGAACAUGAGAUUGACGAUUUGUCUCCUAAAGUACUAAGAAAAAUGAUCAACCAAGAAUCAAUUGAAAAACCAAAUCAAUGUGGCAGCCAUAUUGAAGUCACAAGGGUAACAGAUAUCAAAGAUAUUUUGGUGGAGAAGCAGACUUUUUGUAAUAAGCAGGAGAGUCUAAAAAAAUCAUUGUCUUCAUCAUCAACAUCAUCUGCCACUUCAUCAACAAAGUCAUCAACGAAAAACUCAGGGAUAUUUAAUGAAAAUCAGGAUAUCAUAGAUGAUUUACUUAGCAACAGUACUGACUCUCUGACAGAAAUUCAAAUAGUCCCUUCAGAUGAUAUAUGUGAAGAAAUUCUGCUUAUAGAGGAAAGUACUCCUAAAGAAAUGCAAUUGAAUGUAGUGGUAAACUUACCUGAUGAGGAAAACAGGAAAGAACAACUUUCUCCAAAGGAGGAGAAAUUCCAUGAAGAAAAGGAGAGUGAAAAUAGGGGAAACAAAAAUGUUUUGUCUUCUCCAAGAUCUCAGGGAAACAAAGGUUUGAGGAAUUUCACAUGUCCAAAGGUGAAAGAUCGUCUUAAUGAAGAAAAACGAGCAGAGUCACCAAGAGAUGAGAAACAAAAUAUACUGAAAGGAAAAAUUGACCUUGAAGGAGUCAUACAUAAAGGUCGCAGCAAAGAGAAAAGCAAGGGGGAUAACUCUAAACAGGAAAAAAUGAAAAACAAUAAGAACAAUAAAUACAGUGUUGAUACAAAUCCAGAUUUUGACUCCAUGUAUCGCUUACCAACAGAGCAUCUGAUGACACAACGACGCAACAGUAUACAGGAUAGAAGGAUUCCGGUACCUACACGUGUAGAGGAUCAGCUAAAACUGCAUGAACAGUUAAACGAAAAGUUGAGAUUGGCAGAGUUGGAACGAGAUUCCUGCAGGUGCUCUGGGGCCAGUGGUGGGAAUGUGACUUUUCCUGAGUCGGAAUUCAGAGAUGAAAUCUUUGGAGAGCAUAUUCGUAGUCGCACAGGUAGUGGUAGUUCUGGGUCAAAUCCAUCUCGUGAAGACAGUCCAAGCUGUGAACUACCUCACAGAAGGUUUGAGCAUUGAUGUUAGUAUAUAUAUUAAAUGCUGUUGAUUCCUUAGAAAGAUUAUGUUAUAUAAAAUUUCACCAAUCAGUAUUGUGACAUGAAAAGAGUGCAAUGAAGUGUAUAGUACUACUGAUGUUUUUCUGUAGUUAGAUAAUGAUUCUACUUUAAAAGUAAAAGAAACAAAUCCUUAAAUUAUUUUUCUUCUUAUUACUCAAUGUUCAUUCAUCUUGUGGUGGAGUGUUAUAUUGUGUCUUGAUAAAAUUUUAGUGUAAUACUGGUGAUGUUGGGAGUUUUACAUUAUGACAAGGUUUGACUUGACAGAGAAAAAUCAUAUACCUUUAGAAUCUAUUUUGAUUUUUUUGUCCUCAUAUUUACAAAUACUUGUAAUACAAAUUAAAUCUAGCAGCUAGGUCUUGU